Molecule: messenger RNA, 10156 nt
Organism: Mytilus californianus (California mussel)
Lineage: Eukaryota; Metazoa; Mollusca; Bivalvia; Mytilida; Mytilidae
Product: PHD finger protein 3-like
Exons: 24
Coding region: 334-9423 (3029 amino acids)
Biological process (GO): DNA-templated transcription
Cellular component (GO): nucleus
Molecular function (GO): DNA binding; protein binding
Source: RefSeq, a predicted model, not a curated record
AUAUUUACAACUAAAAUGCGAUGCAAACAACCGUUUAGUUUACCAAGUAGUUAAUUAUAGAUUUUAAAAAAUUGAAGAAUAUUAAUAUUCUAAUGAACAUUUAGUUCUUUUAAAAGCAUUAUUCCUGAUUUGAAAAGAUACAGAGAGAUUUGCAAGAUUGAAAAUAGAGGUCACGUGAUAAUCGAAAAUGGCGACUGCAUAAUGUGGGAAGUUGUGUAAAUGAAUCAACUCUUUAUUUGCAAUAUGACACGUUUACACGUUGUCGUUUGCAUUUGGAUUUGAUCGGACUUUAAUGUUUUAUAUUGUGAUGAAAAAGAAAAACUCCAUUGUGUGAUGUCUACUGAAUCCAGCCAGACGUCAGAGCGAGUCAUUACUAUAGUUCAAAGUUCACUUCCUGUAACUUCAGCAACAGCUUUGGAUGUAGAUCCCAGUGAUGUGGAGCACAUUGGCGAAAUACCAUUAGAUGGUCUACAUGGUCUAGGUCAAGAAAAGAAUCCUUUCAGCAGUUUUUCUGAGGAACAUCUGAGUCGACUCGAUGAUUUCCUGUCCACCGAAGAGGCUCAGAAGAUCCUACAACAGACCACUGUAGAACCUUACAACAACACAGGUCAGAGGUCAGGGUCACCUGAAAGUGACACAGAUGUGAUAGGAAAUCAGCCGGAGGACUUGAUAAACAUAUUUGACGUGAGUCAUUUUGAUCAGUCAGAGCAUGUUCAUAGUCCUAUCAUUGUGAAGCAGACUAAAGCACAAGAUCUUUCAGGUUUAGACCCUCAUUUCUCUGAUCAUGCUUAUGCCAUACCUGUUAAACGUGUAACAAUUCCUCCUGUUGCCUCUCCCCAGUCUCAGAUGCCAUCGCCAAGGAAAAGGGGCCAGGCAAAGGAUGAAGUUAUGAUUGUAUCAGACGUUGGUAAUGACGUGGAAAUCAGUCAAGAAGAAACAAAAAGUGGGAAAGGCAGAGGUCGUGGAAGGAAAAACUUUGGAGAAAUUCCUCUUGGGAAUUCUAAUAACAGACGAUCCAAUAGAAUAAGUGAUAACGAACAACGAGAAAUGGCAGAAAAAAUUAGGCAAGAAAAUAUACAGAAAGAAAAAGAGGCAAUGGAUGCAUUGAAUUCAGGACAAUUUAGUGAUGGUCAAGAUGAAACACCAAAAAGGGGAAGAGGAAGACCAAAGAAAACAGAGGAAGAGGAAGAGGAGAUGAAACAGGUGGAAAAGAAAGUAGGGCCAAAGUCCUUGUUAAAAGAUGAGGAGGAAGAAACUUCAAGUGAGAAUGAAGUUGACACAAUAGAUGAACAAGUUAAAAGAAAGAGGGGUAGACCUAAAAAGGUCAAAGAUCAAGAAUCUGAAAGUGAGUCAGAAAACAAGACAAAUAAAAAAGACAAAAAAGGAAAGGGUAAAAAAGUGAAAGACGAUUCUGAUAGUGAUGAAGAGACGCCAAAGCAAAAAGGGAAAAAAGGACGAUCAUUGAGUAAAAAUAAAAAACAGGAGAAUGACGCUGAUGAUGAAAGUGAAGAAAACUCACCGAUAAAAGGGAAAAAGAAAGACAAUUUGAAAAAGAAAGGAAAGAAAGAAGACAGUUCUGAAAGUGAAAGUGAGGAGGACUCUCCUAAAACUGAGAAAAGAAAGCCAGGAAGACCAAAGAAAAAUAAAGGGAAGGAAAAAGAAUCAGAAAGUGAAAGUGAAGAAGAAUCACCAAAGAAAGGAAAAACAAAGAAGGGAAAAGGAAAACAGAAAGUUGACCAAAGUGAUGAUGAUAAUAAAAAGAAAAAAAAGACAAAGGGGAAAAAACAGGAUGCUGAAAGUGAAAGUGAUAUUAAAACUCAAAAAGGGAAAAAGGGUAAGGGGAAACAAACAUCUGAAAAUGAAUCACCUAAAAAGAAAGGAAAGAAAGGGAAAGUAAAGGAAGAAUCAGAGGAGUGUAGUGAUGAGGAAGAGUCUCUGAAGAAAGGAAAAAGGAAAAAAUUAAAAGGAGGAAAAAAGCAAGGUAAAGGAUCAGAACAUGGCUCAGAUGAAGGUCAAAAGGCCAAAUCAGGAAAGUCAAAGGGCAAAAAAGGAAAUAAGGAAGAACCUGAAGAUUUAUCAAGUGAAGAAGAAAAUAGUAAAGCUCAGAAAAAUAAAAGUGUCAAGAAGAAUGGAGGAAAGGAAGAAAAAGCAAAAGCUGAGAUGAAAAAGGACAAUAAAGAAAGUAGUGAUGAAGAGGAUGAACCAUUAAGUGCUAUUAAAUCAGAAAAUACUAAGGUUAAAAGUUCAAUCAAGAAAGAUACUUCCUCUGAUAAAAAUAUUUUUGAGUCAUUAUCAAAGCAAAUUAUGGAAUCAAGUGCAUUAAAACGUAAACAUUCAGUAACAGACAGUGUUGAUGUGAAAAAGGUCAAAUCUGAUAAAGUCAAAUUAAAACACGAAAGUGGUGAAGAUUCUCAUAUAACACGGCAAGAUUCUCUUGAUUCUAAGAAAAAAGAGGAAAACAGUGAAAUGAAAACUCCAAAAUCUGUAAAAAAGAAAUUUAGAAAAUCAGAAGAAUAUCUAGACCUUACAAUGACUGAUUUGUUCAAGCCUGAUGGUGUGAUCCGUAAAGAUGAGGAACAAACAAAAACUGAUGAUACUGAUAAACAUAGUAAUGACUCAGUUUCAAAUGAUCAGGAUCAUACAGUUGUUUUAAAUGAUGAAUCAAUUGUAGUUACAGUUGAAGUGAAAAUUGAUUCAGAUGAAAAGGAAAUUGAAAAUAGUGUUGCAGUUGAUGAAAAAUCUGCUACUGAAUUUAAGUCUGUUGAACAAACUUCACUGCAUGAAAAUGAAUCUGAAGUUUCACCUUCAAAGGUGGGUAAUGAUGAAAAUACUAAAAUAAAGGAACUAUACAAAAGAGUUGCUGAAAAAUCGGAUGAUUUGAAUUCUUCUGUUGAUUCUAACUUUGGAAUUGUAUCAGUAUCUAUGGUAACUUCAGAUUCUGACAAAGAAGAACCCAUUCAGUUUGAGGCUACAAUAGAAAAUAUUGAAUUUGUCUCUCUGCCAGAGGAGGCUGUUCAGUUUCAAGCUGAAGUUGUUCCACAUACUGAAAGUGUUUUAAGUGUACAAGGAAGUGAACACGUAGACGAAAAUAUAGUAGAUGUAGGUACAUCUAGUGUGACAGAAAGUGAGGUUCAGAUAGAUGAGAACAAAACAAAAAAUAAAGAUGAAAAAGUGUUGCAAAAAGAUACUGCAGUGAGUAAAGCAAAGGUAGAAACAAAACCGGUGAAAACAGUGCAAAAGCGUGGAAAAGUUCCUGAAGUCAAGAGUUCUAGUGAUAUAGACACAUCCGACAUAACUGGAUCAGAAAUGGAAGAAGAUAGUCGUGUUUUGAGGAGGAAAAGAGUACGAAAUCCACUUGUUGAAGAAUUUCUUAAAAAGGAAACAAGAAAACAGCGGAAGAAAACAACAAAGUCUGAAGAUGAAGGUACAGAUAAGGAGGUAGAAAAAGUUGAGGAAAAAAAGAAAAAGGGAAAAGAAAAGGAGAAAGAGAAAGAGAAAAAAGAACCAAUAGUGAUAGAAAAAGCAAAAGAAAAGUCAGAAGAAGACGAUGAAGAGGAGGAGGAGGAGGAGGAUGAUGAAGAAGAUAUGGACAGUGAAGAAGAAUAUGAGCCUCCAGAUCGUAGAUACUGUAUCUGUAAUAAACCAUAUGGUAACAAAUUUAUGAUUUGCUGUGAUAAAUGUGAGAAUUGGUACCAUGGUAAAUGUAUUGGGAUAACCCGUGAGAGAGGAAAAGAAAUGGCAGACAAAGAAGAGGAGUAUAUAUGUGAUGGCUGUAAGGAGAAAGAAAAGAUAGAAAAGAUCAAAGGCAAGUCCAAAACAGAAGACAGUAGAACAAGCAAUGGGUCUAAACCUCUUAUUGUAAAGAUGCCUGGAAUGAAAAAGGGAGACAAAUCUGGUAAAACUGGUAAAGUAGAGAUACAGUCCAAGAAAAAACUCAUGGAAGAUAAGAAAAAAGAAAAUAAAGACAAAAGUCCUGCAGCUUCACCAAAAGUUGAAAAGAAAACUGUCUCUGUUACAAAAAUCAGUGACCAAAAACUUGCUGCAGGGUCACCUGCUUUGAAGACCGAGAAAAAGGUCACAAUGCAAAAACCGGAGAUUGCUAUAAUGAAAAAAGGUUCUAAGGAAGCAAUUGGAAAAGUUUCCUUACUUGGAGGAAAAGUUCAAAAAGUGGUCGGUGCUAAAGGACAAGAGAUAAAGGCCAUGACCUUACCUGGAAAAACUGAAAAAGGAACAGUAAAAGGUCAAGAGGUCAAGGUAACAACUACCCCUGGAAAAGUUCAAAAGGAGUCUGGUACAACUGUAAAAUCAGAAAAGACAAUAAGCACACCUGGUAAAAUUGAAAAAGGUGGGACAACUGGAAAAUCUGAGGUCUCAAGCACCUCUGAAAAAUCAGAUAAAGUUUCAGUCACACCUGGAAAAUCAGAGAAGAAAGCUGAAAAAUCAGAGAAUUUUCUGGAAAUAUUUACUCCUGAUAAAGCUAAAAUAUUGGCACCUGUCAAGAAAAUUUCAACAGAACAGAAAAAAUCAGAGGAAAACUUACCACGAUGUAUAGGACCUAAAUGUGGCAAACUGUCGAGGUGGGAUUCCGUGUAUUGUAGUAACGAGUGUAUCAUCAAUCAUUCACAAGACUCGCUUAAUAUUAUACAUAGUCAGCAAGAACAGCCUGUCAAGAGGCCUAAUAAGCUAACUGGUGACAAAAGAAUUGUGGUUAUUGAGAAGACAACUGGCAAAAUACUUACUGGUGACAAGGCUCCCACAGAGGCUGAGCUAUGUGCCUGGCUGGAGAAAAAUCCUUCAUACUCUGUGCUCCUUCCAAGUAUUAAAAAGCUUAAAGCUUCUGACAUUGUAGGCAAACAGGAGAAAGAGUCACAUCACAAUCAUCCUGAACAGCACGAAAAGAGCUCUCACAAUGGCAAUAAACAUCAUCACCAUAGCAACAAAGAUCAUAAUAAAGACAGAAAGGACGGCAGUAAGGAUAGGAAGAGCGAUUCAUCUAAAGAACGAAAAAAGUCCCAUUCAGAUUCAUCCAAAGACCAAAAAUCACAUAGUACUCAUAAAAAACAUGAUGACAAACAUUCCAGUAAAAAACCAUCAAGUAAGAAAGAGGAAAAGACAGAUAAAAAUAAAAAGGAAUCAAGAGAUGAGAAGACAGACAAGGGGAAAACAGAGACUAAGGCAGAAGAUAGCGGUCCUGAUCCAAUCAGACUCAAUGUUAGAAAGUCACUUAGAGAUGCUUUAGCAUCAAGGGCUGAUAAAGCUGAUGAUGUUAUGGUGUCUCUAAGUGAGAUAAAGUCACUGUCACUAGAUAUUGAAAAUGAACUGUUCAGCUUCUUCAAAGAAACGGGUCACAAAUAUAAAAAUAAAUAUCGUAGUCUGAUAUUUAACAUCAAAGAUAUUAAAAACAAGGGUUUAUUUAGAAAGAUAUUGAAUGGAGAGUUAAAGCCAAGUAAACUGAUACGGAUGACCCCAGAUGAACUAGCCUCCAGAGAACUAGCAAAGUGGAGAGAGUUUGAAACAAAACAUGAACUUGACAUGAUUGUUCAACAAGAGGAAGAACUCAUGAAAGAGGGAGAACACUUUGUUAAAAAAACUCACAAAGGUGAAAUAGAAAUUGACGUGGUUAAUGCCACAGAGGAUGAGGAUCUUAGUACAUUGGAGGAUCAUGGUAUUAAAAAGAUAGAGCAGAAAAAAGUGGAAAAGACGAAAGCCGAUACACAAGCAAAGGAUUUUGUUGGAGGGUUAAUAGGGGACACUACUCCACAACACAAAAAUCAUUUAUUCGAUCUGAACUGUAAGAUAUGUACCGGGAAAGAAGCCCCGCCUCUCAAAGAUACCACACCUAAAAAGGUUCGUGUUGCCAGGAAAGUGAAGAUAGAGGAACCUAGUUCAAGUGACAAAAAAGUGAAAAUUAAAAGUGAAGAAGAACAAAAGAAGGAAGAGGAUGUAGUGAAGGAAGUAUUGAAGGCAAUUCAGAAAGCAAAGAAAGAACAGAUGGAAGAGGAAGCAAAGAGAGCAAAGGAACAAAAACCAGCACCUCAAGAGGAACCAGAGCAACACAUGCCUGAGUCUCCAGUUGCUGAUUCUACUGUUAUUGUUAGAUCACCAGAUUCAGCCCUGCAGUCAGGUUUAGAACAAAAAUCAGAUUUUACCCCAAAAGGACCUCAAGUGUGGAAAGGUUUUGUUUCCAUGCAGGAUGUGGCUAAGUUUGUUACCACAGCAUACAGAAUCUCAGGACCAUGUGAUAAACUGAAUAUACCAGACACAGUUCAUGUUUGUGGUAGAAUAUCUCCAGAGCAAGUGUAUGAUUAUCUGUCUAAGAUGAGAAAAGUAGGAACAAAGGACAUUAUUGUAUUAAGAUUCAUCCCUGGACCAAAUGAAGAAAAGACAUCAUACAUCAAUUUAUAUUCAUAUCUCAACAGUCGAUCACGAUGUGGAGUGGUGGGGAGUGUCUCAAAGUACAUAAAGGAUUUCUACAUCCUGCCUCUUGCAUCUCAUAGUAAAAUACCAUCAGUCAUUAAACCGUUUGUUGAACAGGGUUUGGAGUUGAACCGUCCUCAUAUGUUACUGGCAGUUAUAGUGAGGCAGAAAUUAAAGCCACAUGGUGUCGAACCAGACCCUAAACCAAAACAUCGACAAGGUCAAGUCAACAAAGUUCGUCAGCAGGAAAAACGACCAUAUACUCCUCCUGGGCAGAAAUCAUAUGGACCACUUCCGAAAAUCCCCAAAAUAAGCAAGCCAGAGGAGCCAGAACCUUAUGACCCAGAGAAGCCAACUAUGGAUCCAGUACCACAAAAACCUAGUGAUGAAGCUGUGUUCAAGAAACCACUAGCACCAGUGGUGAAACGUUCAUCCCCAUCGUCAAGUCCUGGAUCAGUUAAAACAUUGCCAGGAGCUGCCAGUAUUGUAUCUCAUAUGAUGGAUAAAUUAAAACUGGCAACAAAUCCCCUAGAGGCAAAUGAAACAAUUACUGGUGGAUUGUCUCCAAUGGCAACCAUCACAGACAAGCAAAAAAUAUUGUUAGAACUUACUCAACGAGUGUGUGAACAGAAGAAAUUAAUUGAACUCAAGCAUGCUGGGAAGUCUGUACAAGAUCCAGCUCUUCCAUUGGUUGCUGUGGCAAAUGCUAUGACAGCGAUAAGUCAGAUUUCAAAAACUCUAGUCUCAGCACCUAAAAGGGCGGCAAUAACAGCUUCACAACAGAGUGAUAAAACUCAUGUAUCUGAAAGUGAUGGUGUUUCAUCUGCAUCUCAGCAAAGUGCAAAAACUGAUUCUGAAAUUAACUCUGUUUCAUCAGCAUCUUCUAGUGAAGUCAGUACUACAUCAUCUAUAGAGACAGACACAGUGUCAUCUGUUGCAGCUGAAUUUUUCCCUUCAGUAACCUCUUCCAAAAUGUCUGCUCCUACUGCUGCAGGAGCAGCAGAUGUACAGCUACUUGCAUCAAAAACAAUUGGACUUUUGCCACAUGAAGUUGCAGCACAAUCAGAAAAAAUGUCAUCUAUGCCUGAGGCUCUGAAAUCAUUAUUCUCAAGUAUUCCAGGAAGUUAUAGUCAUGUGACUAAAUUUCAAGAAGCUGAUCCAAUAACAACUGAUAAGAAAGAAGAGAUCAGUGAAAAGGAGGUCGAUAACAUUGAAAUUGAACAGGAACAAUUAGAAAUUCAAGAUUCAGCAAAAGAAAAAGAAAACAAAAAACUAGUAGAGUCUGUAAAACCGGCAGAUCCUCGUCAAGAAAAAAUAGUCGUCAAAACGAAGCAGGCUGCAGCAGUGGAUAAUUCGAGAGAAGGACAUAAUAAAUUUAAUGUAUCAUUACUUGAAUUUGAUUACGGUGACUCUGAUAGUGAGGCUGACGAAAUUCCGUCUACUACACCAAGUGAAGAGCUAAAAGAUGAUGACACAAGGCCAUCCUCUGUCAUGUCAUCUUCCAGUGAAGAGUCCCAAGAUUCAGCUAAUAUUCCCCAUCUGCAAUAUCCUCCAUUACCUGCUGAACCAGAGGCUCCUCCCCCACUACCUGAAGAACCUCCACCACCUCCACCGGACCAUGCUCCAGAGGAGGAGGAGGUAUCUGAAGAAGAGGAAGAAACUGGUAAAAAAGGUAGAAAGAAAAAGAAAAAAAAGAAAAAGGGUAAAAAAGGUAAACCUGCUCCAGAAAUUAUGCUUGAAGCCAAAGAUCCUAUUAGCAAAGCUAUACUUGAUGCUUCAUUCAGACGACUGAUGGAAAAGCAGCAAGAAUCAAUGGUCCCACCAAUGUCAGUCCCAAUGUCUCCUGUAGUAGGACCACAGGCGGUUCCUAUGACUGUACCUGGUAUUCCAAUUACUGGAGCAGGUGCACCUUUUCAGAGUCCAGCAGUGCAAGGUUUAAUGGGCCCAAUACCUAAUGCCAAGCCAGCAUUACUACCGACACCACUUUUAAAUCCUCCUGUGGCAACAGUCAUGAUGCCACAAGCUGCUCCAAUGGGUAUGCCACAGCCUUCACAAACAGUACAACAACCACCUAUUGUGCAAAAGACUAUCCCAAGUUUAUUUGAAAUUGAAGUCACACCAUCUAAAAGUCUUAUUAUGGGAAAAAUAAGGAAAGAUGAACCUGGAAAUGAAUUAGAUCGUGAACUACUUGAUCUAGCGGAUAAUGACUGGAGAGCCGAAGAGCCUCAAGACUUAGAUUUAAGACAAGAUCAGGAUUUAAGAGUGAUGGAUGUUGAUAUGAGACAGGCCACAAUAAACAAACCCCCUGUUAUUCCCCCAAGAGUGAUAUGGCCAGAAGAUGUUGACCAUAGAAAAGGGGGUCGUUAUACCCCAGAUCCUGUAUUUGGUUCAGAUUUACAAUUUCCAUCAGAAGAUAGCGAUUUAAGAAAUUUCUGCUCUCCUUUAGAUCAGGACUAUAGGCGUAGAGAUAUGCCACAAAAUGAAAUGGGCAAAGACAAUUUUUCUAGUUCUGCUGAGGACCAGGAUUUUAGAGUAAAUCAGAACAAACGUGGACAAGGAAGGGGGUCACAUGAUCGAGAUUCAGAUGGUCACGAUCGAGGUAGGAGGAGAAGGCAUGAAGACUCCUCACACAGAAAAUCUAAAAGGAGGCGAAGAGAUGAUGAUCGCCAUCAUUCAAGACAUGAUGACAGAGAUCAUCGUCAUCGUGACAAAGAUCAAAGAAAAGGGGAUAAAGAUCAAGAUUCAUCUUUGCCUGAAGAUGUAGACCAGCGUCCAAAAUUAGAGAAGAAAGUUCCACAAGCACCAAGAUUAGCAGAUAAGGUACCAGUUCCACCUCCACAAGUUCUGGCACAGAAAGCCGCGGCUGAGAUAAGUACCCAGAAGGUACCACCACUACAGCCACCACCAUUGCCACCAGGAAUUGAAGUCAAACCACUAACUCCUUCCACUCCAGUAAAUCCUCCAAAAAGAGUUCAGCCCCCUCCCCCAGGCAUUGAUGAUUGGUGAAUUUUGUAUUAAAAAACUGAACUUGGAAGAUGUUAUAAUUCAACCUGUCCUACAGAUGGUGUCUGAACACUAGUCCUGUUAACAUCUAAAUACACCUAACUGUUAUUGAAGGUUUUUUAGAGUAUGAAUAUUGCCAUCGUAAAACAUGCUGGUUUUUAAGAAAUGAGGCUAUAUAUUUUUUUAUUGUCAAACACAACUAAAUAAGAGAGUACUUUCUGAUGAGAGAGGUGUAGUGUUAUUGUCUUGUUAGUUUUAUUUUUCUGAAAAUUCAGAAAUUUUUGUGAUGUUUUUAUUAUUGCAAACAUUGCAACAGGAUAGGUUUUGCCAAAAUUGAAAACUUGAAUUUUAGAUUUUCAUAGAAUUAUUUGUAUGCAGGAUUUCCUGAAUCGUAAUAAUAAAUUUCACAAUUCUGUCCAUUGUUGAACAACUUGAUAAUCAAUGCACUCAAAAAUUUCAAAAUUUACAGUACCAUGUUGCUUUUCAAUGUACAAAGUAAAUUUAGCAGAGAUCAUUAGUCAUGAUAUUCCAUAAUAUUGCUUUAAAGCAGGGACAAAAUAAAUGUUUAUUUAUAAAACAAUUAAAACUUAUAAUUUAUAAGUAAAGUAUGUGAAUAUUUCGUUGAAUCUCAUCUUGGUAUUUGAUUUGCAUGAGGUACUUACAUGUAAGUGUGUUACAUCAAUACUGUUUUUAAAAUAUUUUUUUUUAAUUACUUCUCCAUAAUUGUGGGCUAAAU